Caenorhabditis angaria is the source of this 1059-nucleotide messenger RNA. The record is from the annotation of a GenBank genome assembly. NCBI's taxonomy places the organism in Eukaryota, Metazoa, Nematoda, Chromadorea, Rhabditida, Rhabditidae.
AUGGCAAGCGACGAUGGUUUCGAUGUGGAUGCGAUGUUGGAUGGUGCGCUGAUGCAAUCACAACAACAAAAACAAUCGGUUUGUUUGUUUUUUUCAGGAUUGAUUGAAAAUUGGAUGGCUUCUCUUUUUGCGAGCUUUUGCCUGACUUGUAUCAAAAUAUAACUUGUGAUAGGAUUUCAUAGCAUUUUGCAAAACUGUCUAGAUUUCGGAAAAUUUUGAAAUUUUCAAACUUUCUUGAUGAGAUGAGCAAAUAACUAGUUUUUCAAUUUGACGAUGAAAUUCUCCACAUUUUGAAAAUAAAUUUAAAAUUUCAAAACAGAAAGUUCAACCAGUGAAAACGAUCAAAAUUUACAAGAGUUCAAGCACUCGAAAAAAACAAAAUUCAAAAAAAGUUUCACCUAUUCAGAAAGUAAACAACCAUAAAAAGGAUUGACACAAUUUCAACAAACACUUAAAAAACUUCCGUAAUAUUUAAUUGCGGACUGUUUUUUGGGAAAAAGUUAAAUAACCUUGGGAUCAUCAUAAAACUAUUAAAUUAAUAUAAAAAUGAGAUGAAAAUUGUUUUUUUGCAGGCUGGCGAUUCAAAGGAAAAUGGUUCGGUUCGAUCGAGGUAAACACAUUUUUUGUUUGAGAAAAUUUGGAAUCUAUUUCUUUUUCCGUAAAAUUUUAACAAAAAUUCAUGUCUAUGCUGUUGUAGACAACGUCCGUUACGCUUCCACGAGACAAUUCUGAAGUUCCACGUCGAAUCUGUGUGUAAAAAUGAGAUAGAAAUGGUUGGUUGUGUUGACGAUCGGCUUAAAAUGUUUUCAGAUUCAAAAUCUUCGCUAGCGGAAUCUCCAUCUUUCAAAAAAACCCGAAAGCAACUCAAUUUAAAAUUAUUUUUGCAGAUCAAGUAGUCGUGACAGGAAAAGAAGACGUUCACGAUCACGAAGUCGCGAUCGAAGAAGAAGAUCGAGAAGUCGAAGCCGAAGUCGUGAAAGAAGAAGACGAUCGAGAAGUCGGGACAAUCGAAGAAGAUCAAGAAGUCGAAGCAGAGAUCGAAGAAGAAGAUCAAGGUAA